AACGGGAGGACUGGGAGCGGGAUCCGCAUCGGAACGCGUGUCCCUACCGCAGUCCCUCACUCAGCCCCUUGCCAUGGCCGCCGCCACCUGGCGCUACCGUGGGGACCCCGAGGGGGAGCGGCCGGCGGCGCUCGUGCGGUUCGCCCACGGGAAGCUGCAGCGCCCCGACUCCCUGCGCUUCACCGUGUACCGGAACCGGGACACGGCGCAUCCCCGGAAGAAGCACCGCAGGAUCCUGGUCUCGGAGACAGAGCGGCUCUGCUACGUGGGGCACAACUUUGGAAGUGAGGUCAUGAAGUGUAACACCCUGUGCAGGUACUUCGUUGGUGUGUUAGACAAGAACUCUGGGCAGAUGGAGGUCUACAAUGCUGAAAUAUUCAACAUGCAGCCCCUGCUCUCAGAUAACCCCCUACCUGACGACACAAAGGAUUAUCAGAACAAGUCCUACAGGGAGAAGAUGGAUUUGUGCAUUGAGGCCUUUGGAACCAGCAAACAGAAGCGAGCUCUGAGCUCUCGCCGCAUGAAUGCUGUGAGCAGUGAUAUUGUGAGCACAGCUGUGACAAAAGCAGCUGCCAACGUUAUAGAUGCCAAGGGAGUCACAGCUCUGGUGCAGGAUGUGGCCCAGGAUGAUGUGCAGAACAUCUCCGCCUUCCUGCCCCCGUGCUACGAGGACGCCGACAGACCAGAGCACAUUUACAAGUUUGAGGACAUCCUGUCUCCUGCUGAGUAUGAGGCACUGCGGGUGCCAGCAGCUGCCCUGGCCAGCAUCACUGCAGAGGAGAUGGCCAAGAGAGCAGAGGAGAGAAGCCUCUGCUCCUUUGUUUUGGAGGAGCUGAAGUUCCUGCCCACUGAUGAGAAGAGUAGAGACCACAAAGCCCGAUGCCUCUGGUUCCUGGACGCCCUCAUCAAGUUCAGUCACCUGAAAGUGAUCAAGAAGAAGCAUCCAAUGGGUCCUGAAUGCCCACACAUCAUCAGCAGGAAACUCAUGAAGAAUUUCAGCUCACUGACCUACAACAAUGGCAGCAUCCAGAACUUAAUCUCUGCAUCCAUGAAGGCUAAAAUCACUGCAUAUGUCAUUGCCUUGGCUUUGCACAUUAACAACUUCCAGACAGAUCUCACCGUCCUGCAGAAUGACAUGAAGCUCCCAGAGACCAGGAUCCUAGACAUCGCCAAGGCCCUGCGACUCAGGGUGUCCAAGGCCAAGGGGCUGCCAGGGCUGGAGAAUGACCAGAACCACAAGCUGGGCACUCUGUCUCUGCCCUUGCCCACGCAGAAGGCAGCAGAGGGACAACGGAAGCGCAGGAAAAUGAACUGAGGAGCCCAGCAGGGCUGACGGGAGGCACAGUCCCUCCUGUAGAAUGUCUUGGGGAUGCCUUCAUCUGCUGGGUUUGGGUCCAGCAUCAGCCCUCACCCUGCUGAAACCCAAGCUGAGGGUUUCACCUCAUUAAAAUGCUGCUUUUUUUCUAUUUAUGUAGAAAAAGCUAUAAAACCUCUUUUUUUCCAGUUUGUCUGGGGUGGGAGGUGAAAUGGAGGUUGUGCUGGAGCACAAGGGAACAGUUUGAGGUGGCAAGUUCUCCCCUGACACCUGUGUGGCUGGUUCUGGCUCGUGGCCCCUCCCAGGAUCAAGGUCAGAAGCAGGGAGACAAAGAGUGUGACUUACAUACAC
Cinclus cinclus is the source of this 1666-nucleotide messenger RNA. It is a transcript of the gene POLR1E, whose product is annotated as RNA polymerase I subunit E. Bases 74 to 1315 code for a protein of 413 amino acids. Gene Ontology annotation, cellular component: RNA polymerase I complex. Gene Ontology annotation, molecular function: DNA binding. The transcript is spliced from 12 exons. The record is from RefSeq and is a predicted model, not a curated record. Lineage: Eukaryota; Metazoa; Chordata; Aves; Passeriformes; Cinclidae. Gene Ontology annotation, biological process: nucleolar large rRNA transcription by RNA polymerase I; transcription elongation by RNA polymerase I; RNA polymerase I preinitiation complex assembly.